UAAGGCAGUAAUGGGUUCUUUGUGCUUAUAUUUUUUGUUUGCAGGAAGAGAUGAGAGCACCUGCAAGAAAAGUUACCAGGAUGUUUGUUGCAAGGAUCCCAGGCCACAAUCUGUGACAGAAGCAAAAUUUCGAGGUCAUUUUGGGAAAUAUGGAGAGAUAACAGAUUUAUACAUGCCGAAGGAUCAAGGCUCAAAAAUGCAUCGAGGAAUUGGGUUUAUUACCUUUGAAAAUGCAGACUCUGAGGAAAAUUUAAUGGCUGAUACCCAUGAAUUGGGGGGUUCCAAUGUAGUUGUUGAUUGAGCAACACCCAAGGCAAGUUACAGCAUAACUGACCUUUACUUUUAGUAUUAUUAAUCUUAUAGAUUAGUUUCCAUUUUAUAUUCAUAGUUUUCGUUGA
This is a messenger RNA of Rosa chinensis, 398 nucleotides long. Its product is annotated as heterogeneous nuclear ribonucleoprotein 1-like. NCBI's taxonomy places the organism in Eukaryota, Viridiplantae, Streptophyta, Magnoliopsida, Rosales, Rosaceae. Bases 11 to 301 code for a protein of 96 amino acids. The record is from RefSeq and is a predicted model, not a curated record. The transcript has 4 exons. Gene Ontology annotation, molecular function: RNA binding.